AUGAGCGACGACGGUGGUGAGGAUCUCGUCGGCGAGUGCCGGCGCACCAUGCGACUCCUGGAGAUGCUGCGUCGCACGCACUACGAGCUCGUGCAGUUUCCCGCUGUCCCAAUUGUCCAAAAAAAAACGAAAGAAAAAGAAAAAGCAUUUUGUACGCAGGAGAACGGCCAGCGACGGCUGAUGUCGCCGGAAGUGGCGUACGGCGAUUGGCAGCGCGUCAAGGGCGCGGAGGUGUUCCUGGGCCGUUUGCCGCGCGACUGCUACGAGGACGAGCUGAUGCCGUUGCUGGAGCAGGCGGGCCGGCUCCUGGAGCUGCGGCUGAUGCUCGACUUCUCCGGUUCGACGCGCGGCUACGCGUUCGCGCUGUACGAGAGCCCGCAGAUCGCCCGCAGGGCGUGCGAGCUCCUCAACGGCCACGAGAUCCGGCCGGGGCAUCGCAUAGGCGUGGUCAAGUCCAUGGACAACUGCCGGCUCUUCUUCGGCGGCGUGCCGAAGACCAAGACCAAGCCCGAGUUCAUGGAGGAGCUGACCAAGAUCCUGGACGGCAUCACGGACAUCUACCUGUACCCGAGCGGCCACGACCGCAGCCUGAAUCGCGGCUUCAUCUUCGUCGAGUUCUGCAACCAUCGGGCGGCGGCGAUGGCCCGGCGCAAGCUCAUACCCGGCAAGGUGAUGCUGUGGGACCACGAGAUCGCGGUGGACUGGGCGGACCCGGAGCCGGGCGACCCGGUUGACGAGGACGUCAUGGAGACGGUGACGGCUCUGUUCGUAAGGAACCUCGCGCUCAAUAUGCCGCAGCAGCAGGUGAAGGAGAUCCUCUACAGGUGCACGAACGUGCCGAUAUUGAAGCUGAAGAAGAUCAAUCACUUCGCUUUCAUUCACUACGAGAAUCGCGAAGCCGCGCAGAUCGCAAUGGACAUGAUGCAAAAAUCGGAUAGCAUUGUCGAGAAGCAGGGGUGGGAGGUCCGCUGGGCGAAACCCAUCGGGGCGUCCAAGAUCCUGGAAAGGGAGCGAUACAUUCGCGAGGCGGCAGCCAACUCGGACGUUCAAAAGGCCGAGAUUCCGCGUUUGAAACAAGGGAAGAAACGCUCCGUCAAAGCGCUCGCGAAAACACACGAGCACGAUUACCUGCAACAGAUAAGGCUACUGCGUAACUUCGUCAAGGAGAGAUUCGACGCGACGUGUACCUUGGACUGCGAACAGAUAGACGAAACUAGAUACGUUUGCGAUGUAAAUACCUUAAUAAAUUCACGACUUCUUAUCUUUUCAUUUAUGCCUGAUGCGCUACGUUCUUUCCUUUUUGUCGCAUUGUUUCAGAUAACUAUUCACAAAAAUGAGGUAAUAAUGUUCGCAUUUCGAGGAAAUCCGUUGGCGUCGAGACAGAAAGCCAUGAACGAGACGUCCGGCGAAGUGUACCAAUAUUUGGCCGACAUGCUCACGAAUAGUGCGCAGCAACUGUACGAGCAGCAUCAUAUUGAAUCGGGAAUGGACGUUAACCCUGCGAACGGCGCGCCGAUUGUCUGGUAUCCGGAAUAGUUCAAAAUU
This is a messenger RNA of Vollenhovia emeryi, 1545 nucleotides long. Its product is annotated as probable RNA-binding protein 46. NCBI's taxonomy places the organism in Eukaryota, Metazoa, Arthropoda, Insecta, Hymenoptera, Formicidae. Gene Ontology annotation, molecular function: mRNA binding. The coding region runs from base 1 to 1536 and encodes 511 amino acids. Gene Ontology annotation, cellular component: nucleus. The transcript is spliced from 5 exons. The record is from RefSeq and is a predicted model, not a curated record.